UAGACGUUGUCUCCACAGGACACCCAGCCGGAGGUACAGUAGACGUUGUCUCCACAGGACACCCAGCCAGAGGUACAGUAGACGUUGUCUCCACAGGACACCCAGCCGGAGGUACAGUAGACGUUGUCUCCACAGGACACCCAGCCAGAGGUACAGUAGACGUUGUCUCCACAGGACACCCAGCCGGAGGUACAGUAGACGUUGUCUCCACAGGACACCAUGCUGGAGGUACAGUAGACGUUGUCUCCACAGGACACCAUGCUGGAGGUACAGUAGACGUUGUCUCCACAGGACACCCAGCCGGAGGUACAGUAGACGUUGUCUCCACAGGACACCCAGCCAGAGGUACAGUAGAUGUUGUCUUCACAGGACACCAUGCUGGAGGUACAGUUGACGUUGUCUUCACAGGACACCCACCCUGAGGACUGUGGUGUGUGCUGGGACACCUACGACGAGGCAGAGAGGCGGCCACGGACGCUGCCCUGCGGCCACACCUUCUGCUCUCUGUGUCUCGAACGCGCGAUCACCUACGGAACACUCAAGUGCCCCAACUGCUGUGUCAAGUUCCGCGCCGCAACUGCGACACAGUUUCCUGUCAGCUACUGUGUUGAGGCUCUUGUCAGGAAGCUGAUUGGUACUCAGCUUAUUUCAGGGCCUCCAACACCUUGUCAAGCUUCCCCAGGAGGCAUCAGCAGGAAGCUGUGGUCGUUGAUGCAGGAGGAGAAGAUCAGCAUCAACAGACUCAUUGCAAGGUGUGAGGAGACACUGUGCCAGCUGGGAGAGUACCGGGGCCAGCUGGGAGACUGGAAGACUCACCACCUCCAACUCCAGGAUAGACUCAAUGGUCUGGUAGAGCAGAACAUGUCAGCCAUGAGGCUCCUGGACCAGGAGGACGCCAGUGUGGCGGAGAUGACCACACGAGGACAGGAAGAGAAGACGCACCUGCACGCCACAUUAGGGAGCCUCGACACACCCACAACAGCUCACAGGGUCAUCACUGCCAUAGCCAGGACCGAGCAGGUCAACCAGCAGGCAGAAGACUGGCUCCAGACCUGUCAAGAUGUCUUCCCUGAUAUCAACACUGUCCGCGCCGCAGUCAAGGUGCAGGAGACCAUCAGGGAGGCCCUGGAGAUGAUGACCACAGAGACAGGUGUCAUUACAGCUGUUCCCGUCCACCUGGGAGACUCAGACUCCACCAUCAUGGAGAAAGUCGAAAAGAUUACUGGAGGAAUCUCCCAGUUAACAGUUGAGGACCUCCGCAGGAUGAGGGCGCCCGUCAGGAGGCUGGUAGAGACGGGACUGGUGUUGGCCGUCCAGGAAGACCAAGAUGGCCGCCGCUCUGCCAGGAUAACAUUACAAGAUGGUCAGCUCUGCCUCCACCCACUCCUGCCUCAGCCUCCACCCACACACGCCCACACUCUCAAGUAUGAGGACGUUGUGGAGGCCUCGUCCUCCACCCUGGCGUUCCUUGACCUCAAGUGGGCGGGGUCAACACGAGGGCGGGUCACCAUCCAGCUGACCCUUGACACUGGGCUGGCUAGACAGUUCAUGCUGUUAUGUACCGGCGAAUUGGGUCACAGCUACACAGGCACUAAACUACUGUGGGUGUGGAACAAGGGGCAGCCAGAGGAGUGGGUGGUGGGCGGAGACUACGAGAGCAAUGAUGGCGAGGGCGGAGCCUCACUGCUGCCUGAUCUGAAGGCGGAGUACGAGUCCUCAGGCGCCGCGGGGGCUGUCUUCUCCCGCUGGGGGCUGUGGCCUGCCCGCAGCGCCCAGUUCGUCAUCAUCACCAGGGACUGUGCUGAGGGAGGGCCACUGUGGCCCUGUGUCUUCGGGGAGGUGGUGAGCGGCCUGGAGGUGGUGAGGGCAGCUGCCAACCACAGUGAGGUCACGGAGGUCACUGUGGCGAACUGUGGUGUGGUGUUGACACUAUAGUUCACGCUACCACCGCGACGGCAUCUGUGAGACGCUCACAGCCAACUGGCCAGGCAACAGGAGGAUAUAAUCACUCCAUUUACCAGUCUUCCCUUAGAGCGAACUUUAGCCUCGAACGAUGUCCAGGAGCAACGUCUACUUGCUUGGUUGGUAAGACAUUGUGGUGGUCAUUGUCACGGCCUCUCCCUUACUACUCUGUCACGUGCUGGGGCCUGGCACCAAGCUGGGACUCUCUCUCAGGUCGACGAAGAACUCUGUAGGGUAAGGCAGGCCCUAGUCAACAACGGCUUCUCUAAUGGUUUUGUUGAAGACAUCAAAAAAAGAAAGGUGAAACGCCAUGCAAC
Procambarus clarkii (red swamp crayfish) is the source of this 2279-nucleotide messenger RNA. NCBI's taxonomy places the organism in Eukaryota, Metazoa, Arthropoda, Malacostraca, Decapoda, Cambaridae. The record is from RefSeq and is a predicted model, not a curated record.